UGUGUUGUGAAGUGAGAUACUGACCUUUUCUAUGAAGGAGGAAUAAUGUCUCUCAAGCUACCUCGGAACUGGGACUUCAGCACCCUCAAAGCUGACACAGCUAGAAUAGGUAAGUUACAUUAAGCUAUUCUUGGGAGUCAUUGCGUUUGUGUAAAUAGGUACAUUUGUUGUUGUAUCAUUAGUUGCAUUGUACACUAGUGCAUGUGUGUGUAACAGGCGUCUAUGUAGAGGUAUAGAGGCUGGACCUGUAGGUGUGACAUGAGCGGAGUUGGGGAGUAACUAAAACAAUGCAAGUUUAAAGGCCCAGUGCAGUCAAAAACAGGAUAUUCCUAUGUUUUAUAUAUAUAUAUAUAUAUAUAUAUAUAUAUAUAUAUAUAUAUAUAUAUAUAUAUAUAUAUAUAUAUAUAUAUUUCCACACUAUGAGGUUAGAAUAAUACUAUGAAAUUGUGAAAAACUUAGAAAAGACCGCUUAAAAUUUUAGCCUGUUUUGGUGGGAUGGAGUUUUGGCUUGCCUGACCAGCAAAUUAGCUACUAGACCAAUUAGAGGGUUCCAAACCUCUCUGCCAAUAGCAGCACAUUUUCAAUUUCCCCCUCCCCACUGUUUCUUUUUGACCAGUUUAAUUUAAAACAAUCACAUUAAGGUACUUAAUUGUUAACCAGAAAUUAUUUGAUAUUGAGAUUAAAACGGCUGCAUUGGACCUUUAAGUUUGUUCCAUCUGAGCGAGUCUGACCACAAGUCAGAGACCACUAUGAUGACACACCAAAUGCAUUUGAUGAAUCCUUUUUGUCUUCUUCUAAUGCCUCUUAAGGGGAAAGUAAUCCAAAAAUAACUGAAAGUAAUCAGAUUACGUUACUGAGUUUGGGUAAUCCAAAAGUUAAGUUACUGAUUACAAUUUUGGACAGGUAACUAACUAGUAACUAUAACGGAUUCCAUUUACAAGGUAACCUACACAUCCCUAGACAUGAGGUUGACUGUGGCUCUGUGUGUGUCAGCAACAUACUGAGAAUGUUUUAUUUAGACUGUAAUUCUUAUACUUGGUUAUAUUAUUGUGUUUAGCUGUGUUUGUGGUCCAGGGCCUUGGCUUCCAGUAGGAUAAUGCACCUGAUUACAGCAGGGGAGGUGCACCUAUAACUUACAAAACAGUGCAUGAGUGCAUGUAAAUACAUACAGUGCCUUCGGAAAGUAUUCAGACCCCUUGACUUUGUCCACAUUUUGUUACGUUACAGCCUUAUUCUAAAAUUGAUUAAAUAAAUAAAACAUCUUCAGCAAUCUACACACACUACCCCAUAAUGACAAAGCGAAAACAGGCUUUUAGGAUUUUUCGCAAAUGUAUUACAAAUUAAACACAGAAAUACCUUCCCCUUUGCUAUGAGACUCGAAAUUGAGCUCUAUUGAUCAUCCUUGAGAUGUUUCUACAACUUGAUUGGACAUGAUUUGGAAAGGCACACACCUGUCUAUAUAAGGUGCCACAAUUGACAGUGCAUGUCAGAGCAAAAACCAAGCCAUGAGGUCGAAGGAAUUGUCUGUAGAGCUCCGAUACAGGAUUGUGUCGAGGCACAGAUCUGGGGAAGGGUACCAAAAAAUGUCUGCAACAUUGAAGGUCCCCAAGAACACAGCGGCCGCCAUCAUUCUUAAAUGGAAGAUGUUUGGAACCACCAAGACUCUUCCUAGACCUGGCCGUCCGGCCAAACUGAGCAAUCGGGGGAGAAGGGCCUUGGUCAGGGAGGUAACCAAGAACCCGAUGGUCACUCUGACAGAGCUCUAGUGUUCCUCUGUGAGAUGGGAGAACCUUCCAGAAGGACAACCAUCUCUGUAGCACUCCACCAAUCAGGCCUUUAUGGUAGAGUUGCAAGAAGGAAGCCACUCCUCAGUAAAAGGCACAUGACAGCCCGCUUGGAGUUUGCAAAAAGGCACCUAAAGACUCUCAGACCAUGAGAAACAAGAUUCUCUGGUCUGAUGAAACCAAGAUUGAACUAUUUGGCCUGAAUGCCAAGUGUCACGUCUGGAGGAAACCUGGCACCAUCCCUACGGUGAAGCAUGGUGGUGGCAGCAUCAUGCUUUGGGGAUGUUUUUCAGCGGCAGGGACUGGGAGACUAGUCAGGAUCGAGGCAAAGAUAAACAGAGCAGAUCCUUGAUGAAAACCUGCUCCAGAGUGCUCAGGACCUCAGACUCACCUUUCAACAGGACAACGACCCUAAGCACACAGCCAAGACAACACAGGAGUGACUUCGGGACAAGUCUCUGAAUGUCCUUGAGUGGCCCAGCCAGAGCCCGGACUUGAACCCGAUCGAACAUCCAUGAAGAGACCUGAAAAUAGCUGUGCAGCAACGCUCCCCAUCCAACGUGACUGAGUUUGAGAGGAUCUGCAGAGAGGAAUGGGAGAAACUCCCCAAAUAUAGGUGUGCCAAGCUUGUAGCGUCAUACAUACGCUGCCAAAGGUGCUUCAACAAAGUACUGAGUAAAGUGUCUGAAUACUUAUGUAAAUGUGAUAUUUCCGUUUUUAAAAAAAAAAAAAAUUUGCAAAAAUUUCUAAAAUCCUGUUUUUGCUUUGUCAUUAUGGGGUAUUGUGUGUAUAUUGAUGAGGGGGGGGAAAACUAUUUAAUCAAUUUUAGAAUAAGGCUGUAACAUAACAAAAUGUGGAAAGAGUCAAGCGGUCUGAAUACUUGCCGAAUUGCUACAUAGCCUUAUAUGGCAUGCAGAUUAUUUCAUACUGAAACAAUUUUAUUUAUAUUUUUUUAUUUCUAUUUAUUUAUUUGUUGGGUAGAUCAGCUUAAUAUUGCAGAUAGAUUGUAACUUCCAUCAAUGUAAUUGUCUGCAUCACUUCCAAUCCCCCAUGUUUUUUUAUAUAUAUAUAUAUAUAUAUAUAUAUAUAUAUAUAUAUAUAUAUAUAUAUAUAUAUAUAUAUAUAUAUAUAUAUAUAUAUAUAUACAUACAUAUACAGUGGGGAGAACAAGUAUUUGAAUUACUUAAAAAUCAUACAAUGUGAUUUUCUGGAUUUUUGUUUUAGAUUCCGUCUCUCACAGUUGAAGUGUACUUAUGAUAAAAAUUACAGACCUCUACAUGCUUUGUAAGUAGGAAAACCUGCAAAAUCGGCAGUGUAUCAAAUACUUGUUCUCCCCACUGUAUUACUUUCCAACCCCGCCACCCUUUCCCUACUUGGAGUAAACUAGUGAACAACAAUGCUUAGGCCUCUACUUCCAGUUUAUACUUACUAUCUACAUUUUAUGGACACAGUCAAUUUUACAAUAAUUAUAUUUUGUUUGUUUUUUCUCCUGAACUUCUUCUACUCUCAACCUCUCUGAUCAUUUUCAUGAUGUCCAUCCGGUUUGCUUCUAUAUGCCAUAUCUUUCUAACUGUGCUCUUUCACAAAAACUCCCAACCUACAACCUAUAUACUUAUUAUGGACACAGUAUGCUUACAUUAUUAGUUAUCUUGUUAUUGUUUGUUGUUAGUUGUUAUUAGUCCCAUCCUUCAAUUCCAUUCAACACCUCCCAUCUAUCUCUUAACACCAUCCAUAUAGGAUUUCUAUUUGCCAUAUAUAUUUCAACUGUACUAUGAUGUCUUACAAAAGUUCUGAACUUUUCUAUUCUCAUUGUUUCUACAGAUUGUGAAUUGAAAAUAAACAUUUUUGCUAAAAGUAUUAUUAUAUUAUUGAUUGAUUGACUAUGACUUUUCAGAUCACCCAGUAAUGCUAUCUGCAAGGUUAGCUCCAGGUAAAUAUUGCAAUCCUUUAGCCAUUCCUGGACCUGUGUCCAAAAACAAACUACAAAUGGACAGUACCAAAACAAAUUAUCUAAUGAUUCUGUCUCUUCGCAGCAAAAUCUGCAGAGCUGGGAAGAUUGUAUCCCCCAUAUAAAUAACAUUCCAUUGGUAGCAAGAAUUUUAUAUAAUAAUUUAAAUUAAAAGAUUCUAUGUUUUGAAUCUAUUAGUGGAGUGUUGCAGUUGUCAUCAACCUGUCAGUGAAAAAAACAGUGUGGAUACUUCUCCUAUCUACAAUGAACAGGUUUACGUAGUUUACUGGUUACACAUCAGCAUUGCUGGGAAGCAAGUUACUCAUGAUUUCUAAGAUGUGACUUCUAUGAUUGCUUAAUCUAUCACACAGUAUACUUUACCAGUCAGUCACUCACAACCCUGAGAAUUUAACACCAGUCCUCAUCUCAAGCACAUGUUCAGCCAGCAAGGCGUUUUUAAUUUCCUCUGUACUCUUUGGUGCUUUCAGCAGGAAGUUGAUGAAAUGGCAGAACAGUAGCUGUGACUCUGUAGACUUGUGUUUGUGUGUGAGAGUGACUGUGUGAGAAGGCCUGAUGUACUUUGCUACAUGACAUCUGUAAUUUUCCUUACACCAGUACACUGUACACACAUUUUAUCUACUGCAUGGCUACCCUCAAUAGUUCAUCAGAGGAUCAAAAGCCAUAAAUGUCAAUGGAAAUAUGUACACAGAAUUAAUAUGUACAAUCACACAACUGAAUAGGGCCAGUGUGUUCUGUCAUUUCAACUGCUGAAGUUAGAACCCUAUUCCCUAUUUAGUGCACUACUUUUGAUCAGGGCCUAUAGAGCUCUGGUCAAAAUUAGUGUACUACUUAGGGAAUAGGGUGCCAUUUAGGACUCAGACUUGGUCUCUAGGGGUUAAAUAUUCACGUUUAUUCAAAACGUAAUUGAGAUCAUUAUUUGGAACUACAUCUAUUCCUGCUGGCCCUUUAUACACUUAAUAGCAUUGUGCCACAGCCACGCACUUCAAUCCCCUCCUCAUUGAUGUAACAUUAUUCACACUGACGUAAAACAGCUUGUUGCAACAAGCUCCGUUUGAGAAGUUGAAAGUUUAUUUAUGGUUUCAUUGAGACUCCUGGGUCUAGGAGGUCCUCCGUCCAGUUGAAAGGUUCCUCAAAGGUCUGUGUCCGUCUUUCCUUUUUUUGUGGUGUCUCAUACUUCACUGUGUGUGGGCCAGAGGUUCAUCCAGAGCCCUUUGAAAUGGCCCUCUUCAAGGGAUGAUGCUAUUAAAACAGACCAAAGGGUCUGAGUUCUAGGUGGGGGCCUUCAAAGCGUUUGUCCCAUCGAUGCAGUCACUUCCUGUUUAUAUAGCCAGGCUCAUCUUCUUCUCUUCUUUCAUCUGGCCUGGGAGGUCACAGUGAUUUACACAACAAGUGAGCGAACGCUCUCAAUCACAAUCACAGCAUCUGUCCGGCAACCUCCAUUACCACCCUGCGUGUCACUCCGUCCUCCGUUUUCUCUCUCCAUCCUGUGCCACGUAGCCUACUACUCUACCUCCCUCUCCAUCCUUUCAUCAUGCUCUUCCUUUUAUCUCUCUCAUGCUCUCCUCUGACAUCAUCCACAGACAACUUAGACAGUAAAUCAUCAUGUUGUUGAGCAAUGGCUGGCCUGUUAGUAAAGGAAAAUGACUCAACCUUGUCUAUAUUUAGGUCUAGUUGAGACCAUGUACUGUAUUAUUGUUCCUGUGUUGCCCUUCCCUGUAGUCUAGUGCACCUAAUUGUUGAAGGCCCAGCAGUGGCGGCUCCUGAAAAAAUUCCCAGGGGGGGCAAUUUUUCUGAUGAUUUAGGUGACCUACACACAUUUUAAAAAAGAUAUGUCCAGCAACAACAUGAAGACAGGGGCAGCAUAUAAGUCAAUACCAGAAGCAUUUAUUGACUGAUCUGGGGAGAUGGAUUCCAGUUUCUGUGACAGAUUAUAAAUAAUCUCUGAUGCCUUUGUUAUAUUAGCUUUUGGUUGAAUGUACACAACGGUAACAAACAAUUGGGGGAACUCACGGGGCAGAUAGUAAGGUCGCAGUGACACAGAAAGCAGUUCAAUGUCGGGGGUACAGAGUCGCUCUCUUACCAGGAUCGAUUUUCCCUGUGACUGUCAGAUCGCGGUCCGCUCUGACCAGGGUGAAGCCGGCCGGCUCCACUUCUCUGUCCGGGACUCUGUCAUCCAGCCAAGUCUCAGUAAAUGCCAGCAAACAGGCCUCCCGAUAUUCGUGUUGGAAGCGCAGAUUCGCUGACAACUCAUCCGCUUUCCCCCUCAGUGACUGGGCAUUAAUCAGCAAGGUGGUGGGUAAGGGAAGUUUGUUCUUAAUUUUUUUAAAGUCGUUGUCUGAUUCCCCCGCGUUUUCCACGUUUGCAUUUGGGUUUGUAAUCCACUCGCAGACAAUCAGGUAUUAGAUGGGCCAUUGGGAUAUCCAUCGCGUUCGUAUUUGAGUUGCAUUGUAGUAAAAACUCCCUGCUGUAUUGGAUUCCGCUGCCAGCAGCGUUUUCAUUAUUUAGUCCGUUCGUAGCGGGUAUGUACACGAUCAACAAGAUCAGUCCAAAACCCACCACUGGAAAUCCAUGGUUGGCAGAAUGUUUGUAAACUAAGUGUACAAAUUAAAAACAUAAAAUAACGCCACUAAGUGUACAAAUUAAAAACAUAAGAUAACGCCACACUGCAGGUCGCAACAGAGACGCUGCUACCCGCUCUUUUCUUAGUUACGUUCAUGGUUACGUUACUUAUGACGAAAGCGCGUAAGUGCAAGCCCUCAGAAACCCAUAGAGAUUGUAUUGAAAGCUCCCAGUGUAUUUGUAGGUCACUAUUUUCCUACCAUUGAACAAUCACAACUAGAAUCUAGAAGCAUGCACCUUAAACAGGAAGCUUGGCAGGUCAGACAUUGGCGGUCUGUUUCCUGCCAGGCCACCACUUCUGUCUACUGCAAGUCAGAUUGAUGCAUGUUCAGAUUAAUAAAAGAAGAAGACCUGACUUGACGGAUGUUGAGAGCCUUGUUGACAUCCUGGCUGUGUUUAGUGUAGUGUCUCUUAAGGCUCUAUUUAACGAUACGGCUGUUCUGUAUGUUUCCGCUCUGUGGCAGCACGGUCUAAGAGUGUGAUGCCUGGAGAGGGCGGCCCAGGGUUAGGCUCGCCCGGCUCCACCAGGAGGGCCAUGGAGAAGCCGCUGAAGGCUGGCUGGCUGAAGAAACAGAGGUCCAUCGUAAAGAACUGGCAGCUGCGCUACUUUGUGCUGAGAGGAAGCACACUGACCUACCAUAAAGACGAAAAGGAGGGGACUGUCCAGGUGAGAUGGGGUAGAGAGGAGGGCAGAUAGGUCUGGCCUCUAGUUAUAGCCUUUAACUUUUCCUGAUCUGGUCAUGUGGUUAGGAAAACCUCAGGGCACUUUAAGCAUCCAAACAACACUACUGCUGUCAAUAUUCAGUUAGCAUGUUACCAUCUUUAUUGAAGUCCUUCCCUGUGUUUCCUGUAGCCUAGACAUGUAUGUCUUGUUUACUAAGAUGUCAGUGACUGUCUGUCCCUCUGUCCCCAGGGAGUGAUCCAGCUGAGGUUCAGUAAAGUCAAUGAGCUCCCACUGAACCAAGAUGACCCUGGGAAAUUCUUUUUUGAGAUUAUACCACGUAAGCAGAAGACUGUAUCUGUCUCUGACUCUCUCUCUAGCUCUCUCUUUCCCUUCUCUCGCAUCCUCUCUCUCGCAUUCCAUCUCACCAUGUCUCUCUCUUGUCUCUCCGCUGAGAGAGGAAUUAAAGAUCUUCCCUAUGUAUGAUGUAUCCCAGUAUGUUGGAGAGUCAUACCCUCUCUGUAUUCCAGGCAACAGUGGUGAUCGGGAGCGGUACCCGUACGUCCUCAUGGCCAACUCCCACAUUGAGAUGGAGGGGUGGGUCCGCACGCUCCGCAGGGUGGUUGGAGUGCCCUCUAGUGGAGGUACAGAUAGUCUGCUGACCUUAUUAAGGGACAAGAGUUUUCCCUGACCAAGGGACCUGACCAGGAAAAAAACAUAUAACUAGGACCCAGAAUACGUUUUUCCUGGUCAGGUCACAUGGUCAGGAAAAAGCAGGGCUCUAGUAUGACAUCUGAACUUAAUUUCUUGACUUUUGUUCGAGGACUCUUUUUGGAGUUGUCUUCGGGCCCAUGACAUAAAGCCGCAACCCAUGAGGAACUAGCCACAAGUGGCUCUCAAGUCUUGACCCACAACUUGAAAAACCGUGGCUCUGAUUCUCCAGUCUGGGCUGUGACUUACUCUAACUGCUCUCUUUCCCUCUCAGCGAUAUUUGGCAAGAACCUGUGUGAUACGGUGACCUACGAGCAGCGGUUUGGCCCCCACAUGGUGCCCAUCCUGGUGCAGAAGUGUGCAGAGUUCAUCAGAGAACACGGACUAAAUGAGGAAGGCAUCUUCAGACUACCGGGACAAGACAACAUCGUCAAACAGUUUAGGGAUGCGUUCAACGCUGGAGAGAGACCUUCCUUCCCAAUGUGAGACGCCUCAGAGCUAAAUUAAGCUAAGCUAACUUACAUAACAGCGUUUGAAGGAACGUUCAAGGGCGCCAACGUACAAACAGACAAUUAUUACGCCCUUUUUAUACAAACUCAAAUCCUGUUGGCUUCUUUUCUAAAGGUUGCAUAGAAAGAUGAGAGAGAUGCAGUGAGGAUGAUAGUACAGAGAUGCCUGAUACACUUUUCUGCUCUUAGUGCUCUGUGGCUUACACCACAUCCUGUCCUAGUAGACAGAGAAGAGCAGCGUUACUGAACAACACAGCAAACAGUCUUAUAAGAACCUUCUGCCCACGCUGAACUCUCUAUGGUGACAAAAUUGUUGAAAGGGAGGACAAACUGAUUUGUAGCUGGAUUCAACACAGAAUAGAAAUACACUCAGCAAAACUGUAUGUUUGUGUGUGUCUGUGUGUGUGCGGAUGCAUAUAAAUGCGCGUGCGACUGUGUGUGGAUGCAUAUGAAUGCGCGUGCGACUGUGUGUGGGUGUGCUUGUGUAGCCUAUGUAUGCACUGUUUAUGACUGUUUUGUGCCCUGCAGUGACACAGAUGUCCACACAGUGGGGUCGUUGUUCAAGCUGUACCUGCGGGAGCUGCCUGAGCCGGUGGUUCCUUGGACACAGUACCAAGACUUCCUGGACUGCAGCCCCAUGCUGGACCCCAACAGUGCUGCAGUAGGAACUCAUAUUUACUUCAAUUAAGACUUUAGCCAAAUAUUCUUAUAAAUAAACGUUUUCUCUAGGCUACAAUUUGUGAUUUAGCUCUAUAUCUGUCAACUGUGCCAAAAUGAGUAUGUACUGAAUCAGAGUGUUUUGACUUCCUUCAAUGAUGACCAUAGCCAAAAUGACUACAUGCAGGCCUGCUGAAUAGGAGUGCUUUAGUUAAACUAUGUACAUUCCAACUCACUUUCCACCCAGGGUCGUGAGAGACUGGAGAAGCAGAUCAGCCUACUUCCUAGAACCAACUACAACCUCCUCAGCUACAUAUGCAGGUGAGCUUACACGUAAACAAUCACAGAUCAGGGUAGUGAAUAUUCAGUUGAAUUACAUAUCAUAGAACCUAUUGAUGAACGAGCUUCUAUUGAAACGUUUGAAAAGCAAUUUGAUUACUACACUGUAAUGAUUAGUCUAUAGCUUGCUCGUACAGCAUUUUGCGUUUGAUAAAAUAAAAUAAAAAUCUGCAUGGUGAGUGAUUCUACGUCCUAAAUAGGGCACUUUAUAAGGUGCCAUUUGGGACUCACCCUGUGUGACUUUGCUGUCUGAUCUUUCUGUCUGUGAAGGUUCUUAUUUGAAGUGCAGCAGAACUCCAAGGUGAACAAGAUGAGUGUUGAAAACCUGGCCACGGUCAUUGGGAUCAACCUGCUCAAGUCCCAGAUUGAGGACCCCAUCACUAUGAUGAAGGGUGAGACCAGACCACUGCCUGUCAGGAUCAUCUUAAGCCAUGUUAAGGAUAGCCUUGGGCUAAGAAAUUGCAGUGUGAAAACGGGUUGGAGUUAAUUAUAUUUCAAUUGCAGUCAAUUCAGAAAGUAAACCAAAUUCCAAUUCCAAAUGUUCCUAAUUGAAAAACAUUGGAAAGAAUUGGAAUUUCAGUGGACUUCCUGAAUUGACUGGAAUUCAAAUGGAAUUGACCCCAACCCUGAUGUGAAAAGGCCUUUAGUGCAUACUGUAACAGGGUGGUAUUGUCAUUAUCAGCAGUAGGCCUAUGCUUUUAUUUUGAAAGUCAUACCUUUAUUUUGACAUACUGCUGCUGCUUGAUGCAAUGACAAACUGACCUUACUGUACUGUUUGAUUAUUUAUGAAAUUAAGAUAGAUAAGCAAUAGCUCAUAGACACAGUAUAAUUUAUAUCAACAAAUUGUUUCUGUAUCCUCAUUCCCUUUCAGAUCUGUCUUUUGCAUAAACAGACUGUGUGCUUGGCUGUGUCUCUCCUCACAGGUACUCCUCAGAUCCAGAAGCUGAUGACAGUGAUGAUCAGACAGCAUGAGGCUUUGUUUCCUCCGUCUAAAGACGUGGCUCCUUCACCCCCCAUCAAGAAGAGUGACAGCAAGAAGAACAGCGCUCCACGCAGCUUUGUGGGCUGGGAGUCUGCUGAGGUAACAACAUCACAUAAUUAAUGAAAUGCAGCCCAUAGGGCACUGGUCAAAUGUAGUGCAAAAUUAAAGGAGUAAUACACUGAGUGUACAAAACAUUAGGAACACCUUCCUGAUAUUUAGUUGCCCCCCAGGACAGCCUCAAUCAAUCGGGGUAUGGACUCUACAAGGUGUCGAAAGCGUUCCACAGGGAUGCUGGCCCAUGUUGACUCCAAUGCUUCCCACAGUUGUGUCAAGUUGGCUGGAUGUCUUUUGGGCGUUGGACCCUUCUUCAUACACACAGGAAACUGUUGAGCAUGAAAAACCCAGCAGCGUUGCAGUUCUUGACACAAACUGCUGCAUCUGGCACCUACUACCAUGCCCCGCUCAAAGGCAUUUAAAUCUUGUGUCUUGCCCAUUCACCCCCUGAAUGGCCGACAUACACAAUCCAUGUCUCAACUGUCUCACGGCUUUAAAAGUCUCCUCCCCUUCAUCUACACUGAUAGAAGUGGAUUUAACAUGUGACAUCACUAAGGGAUCAUAGCUUUCACCUGGAUUCACCUGGUCAGUCUAUGUCAUGUUUUGUAUACUCAGUGUAUAUUAUGAUACAUUAUUAUACCAAUAAGCAUUGCAUAGCUACACUUCUGUAAAUGUUCAUGUGUGUUGCAGUAAAUAAAGCUCAUUCUAGUUCUGUGGUCUAAACUACAUUCCACAUUCUGUCUGUCCCUGCAGUGUGAGGGGUCUCUGUCAGAGUCUCCAGAGGAGGAGGAGGACACAGACAAUCUGGGGGCAGAGCCAGUGACCAUCUCCAUCCCCCAGGCAGGGCCCCAGCAGCCCCACUCACUCUCUUCAUCCUCAGCCAUAGACCACUGGUCCGGGAGCCCCCGCAAACGCACCCAGACCCUGCCCACCCUGAACUGCCCAGUCCCGGGGAUGGCCGGCAAGCUGGAGGCCAUGAACUGCUGGAGCCACAUCAAUGAGUGUAGCGAGGAGAAAGGGGAGAAGGAAGAGAAGACUCUCUCAGAGGACAUCUUUAAGAUCCUGGACCUACAGAGGACCUCUUUGUUCGGAGAGGCCCAGAAGAAGGACUGGGAGGACAGAGAGACGGCCAGGAGAGGAAGUGACAUCACAGUCACCUAUGAUGACAUCACAGCCACCUCUUCCAAACCCAGCAGUGACCCCAAGCAGAAGUCUCAGUCAGCGACCCCUGAGAAGAAGACAGAGGCCGGUAUAGCUGUGGUUUCAUCUUCAGCCCUUCAACCAGACAGUAAGGUUGAACAGCAGGAGGACAGCCGGGGAGACUCAGAGCACCUCGUUACCAGGUCUGUAUUAUGGAAUACUUCCUGUGUCCCAAAUGACACACUUUUCCCUAUAUAGUGCACUACUUUGACUAGGGCUAUAUAGGGUGUCAUUUAGGAUGCAGAAUACUAUGUUAUUGGAAAGGACACAAUGUCAAGACUAGUGUACUGUACUCUGCAUUCAUAAAUGAUAUCUCCCUCCCUCUCCCCUCCCAUGCAGCCUUCAGCAGAGGAACAGAGAGCUGAGUGCCACAGUAGCGGAGCUGCAGUCAGCCCUGGACGAAGAGAAGCGCUCUGUGUCUGCUCUGGAGAUUCGGCUGAGGAACGCAGAAUACAGCCGAGACAAGGCCCAGAGACGCAACCAGGAGCUGGACCAGGAGAUACAACAGUUCCUCACCAGAGAACCACGAAGGCCAACUUAG
Molecule: messenger RNA, 12026 nt
Organism: Coregonus sp. 'balchen'
Lineage: Eukaryota; Metazoa; Chordata; Actinopteri; Salmoniformes; Salmonidae
Source: the annotation of a GenBank genome assembly